AUGGCGGCGCCGGCCGGGGUGCCGGAGCAGCAAAGCGCUCGGGGGGCGCGCGCCGGUCUCGGCCAGGUCGCCGACGCUCUGGAGCAGGAUAUGCCCGCGCGCUGCGCCUUGCUCGCGGUGCGCCGCGUCGCCGAGCACGCAGGUCUUCAGGCGCGGGCGGGGGGCGGUCUGGAGCUUGACGGUGCCAGCGAGGCUGGCGGACGGUGUUCGGAGGCCGGAGCCGCACGCGCUCCGCCGUUCCGGCUCAGGCUGCGGCGCGGCAGGGCACCGAGGUUUUCGGCCGAGGGGCCGGCGGUCGGUCGGCCAGGGCGCUUCAGCUCCAACAAAGGCAACGACAACAAGCCGCAUGCUCGCAGGGCCGAUUCGAUGAGUGAUCUGGAGAAGCUCGGGAGGAAGUCUGGGAAGAUCGCCAUCUCUGGCCGCUAUCAUUUCUCCAGAGACAUUCGGGACGACUACAAAGUACUCGACACGGUGCUGGGCUCAGGUUUUAAUGGCGAGGUCAAGAUGGCGGUAGAGAAAGGCAAGCCUGACGGCCUCAAGUAUGCUGUGAAGGCGUUCAAGUUAUUCAACAUUGGUGAUGACAAGCGACAGCAGCUCAGGUCGGAGGUUGAGGUCUUCCUGUGCAUGGACCAUCCGCAUGUUACUCGGUUGUACGAGGUUUACGAUUGCGAAGACUACCUGCACCUCGUCAUGGAGUGCAUGGAGGGAGGGGAGCUAUUCGAUCGCGUAAUCGAGCUCAAGAUCUUCAACGAAGCGCUCGCCGCCGAGGCAGUUAACCAAAUGCUGCUGGCCCUGAAUUAUUCCUUCCCACGGCAUUGUCCACAGAGACAUCAAGCUUGA
Messenger RNA from Prorocentrum cordatum, 840 nucleotides. Lineage: Eukaryota; Dinophyceae; Prorocentrales; Prorocentraceae. The record is from the annotation of a GenBank genome assembly.